Molecule: messenger RNA, 1557 nt
Organism: Hermetia illucens (black soldier fly)
Lineage: Eukaryota; Metazoa; Arthropoda; Insecta; Diptera; Stratiomyidae
Product: proliferation-associated protein 2G4
Exons: 9
Coding region: 1-1215 (404 amino acids)
Source: RefSeq, a predicted model, not a curated record
AUGGCCGAGGAAAAGGAAGUUGUAGAGAAAACAAUCGCUGAAGAUUUGGUCGUGACAAAGUAUAAAUUGGCAGGAGAGAUCGUAAACAGAACAUUAAAAACUAUUGUUGAUUUAUGCGUCGUAGAUGCUUCAGUUCGAGAUAUUUGUACAAAAGGCGACGCUCUUCUUCUAGAAGAAACCGGAAAAGUUUACAAAAAAGAAAAGGAACUGAAGAAAGGUAUUGCAUUCCCGACAUGUUUAUCUGUAAAUAACUGCGUAUGUCAUUUCUCACCAACGAAGAACGAUCCGGACUACGUUCUUAAGGAUGGUGACGUUGUGAAAGUCGAUCUCGGUGCGCACAUUGAUGGUUUCAUUGCUGUUGCUGCACAUACAGUCGUGGUUGGUUCCUCCGCCCAAAACAAAGUGACGGGUAGGAAAGCUGACACAGUAUUAGCUGCAUAUUGGGCUGCGCAAGCCGCUAUUAGACUUCUAAAAGCAGGCACAGGCAACUAUGCGAUAACUGAAGCGGUGCAAAAAAUAGCGGAAUCAUUCAAAUGUAAACCUAUUGAAGGCAUGUUAAGUCAUCAACUUAAGCAAUUUAAAAUCGAUGGUGAAAAAACGAUAAUUCAAAAUCCCAAUGAAGCGCAAAGGAAAGAACAUGAGAAGUGUGAGUUCGACACACACGAAGUUUACGCAAUCGACGUUAUUGUGAGCUCUGGGGAAGGAGUGGGUCGAGAGAAGGAUACUAAAGUGGCAAUAUACAAGAAAACCGAGGAAAACUACCAGCUGAAAUUGAAGGCAUCGAGAGCGUUAUAUGCCGAAGUCAAAUCAAAAUACGGAUCCAUGCCAUUCAACCUUCGACACUUCGAAGAAGAAACAAAAGCGAGAAUGGGAGUUGUUGAGUGUGUAUCCCACAAAAUGAUUGAACCGUUCCAAGUCCUGUACGAAAAGCCAAGUGAAGUUGUAGCUCAAUUCAAACACACAGUGCUGCUGAUGCCUAACGGUGUGAAUUUGGUGACUGGUCUGAAUUUCCAAGAAAACAUUUUCGAAAGCGAGCAUAGCAUUACAGAGCCAACACUUAAGGAGCUGGUCCACUCUGCCAUAAAUCCCAACAAAGCGGCUAAGAAGAAGGGAGCCAAGAAGAAGCCUGGCGAUUCAGAAGCUGCCGCAGCCCCUGGAGCAGCAACGGCUGCAUCGGCGAACACACCAUCACCUGCUGUAGAAACGAAAGCAUAACGUGGAUUGCAAUGAACAAGACACAUCUAAAAUAGUUCAUUUAAAUUUUUUAAAUAAUUACGAAUUCGCGUAAUUGAAAUGAAAGAGAGUAUCCGUGAAACAAGAGAGAAAUGAACAGUUAUAAUCGACAACAGACCUGACGCAACAGUAACAAAAAAAAAGCUACAAAAGUGAUCAACCGAUAUCAUUAUUGUAUAAUAAUUCUUCCCGUUUUUUCAUUACUUUUAUUUUGUCACCUUUUUUUAAUAUUUUCGAUGAAAUUCAAGAACAAAAAAGAACCAGUUGAUUCCGUACAUAAUUUGGAAAUGAAAAGUACGGAAAUAAAAUUGAUAACAAAACAGA